Messenger RNA from Olea europaea var. sylvestris, 597 nucleotides. RefSeq lists its product as uncharacterized. The transcript has a single exon. The record is from RefSeq and is a predicted model, not a curated record. Lineage: Eukaryota; Viridiplantae; Streptophyta; Magnoliopsida; Lamiales; Oleaceae. The coding region runs from base 1 to 597 and encodes 198 amino acids.
AUGGCAGACACUUUCUGUUCAUCCAUCCCUAUUCCAACAUUUAAUGGAGACAACUAUGACUUUUGGUCCAUCAAAAUGAAGACCCAUCUUUGUGCGCAAAAUUUAUGGGAUGUCGUCAAUGAUGGGUAUAUUAAUCCAGAUGACAUUUCCACUCUAUCUACCGCACAAAAGAAGGAACUUAAAGAGAAUCAACAAAAAGAUUCUCUAACUCCCCUUGCUCUACAAAUGAGCUUGGCAGACACUUAUUUUUCAAGAAUCAUGAGAGCCAAAAUGGUAAAAGAAACUUGGGAUAAAUUGAAGGAGGAGUUUUACGGGAGUUACAAGGUACGUACUUGCUGUCUUCAAACUUUAAGAAGGAAUUUUGAAAAUUUAAAAAUGAAAGAUUCUGAAAUCGCUAAAGAUUAUUAUUCAAAAAUAGAUAAAAUAGUAAAUCAAAUAAAAUCUUAUGAAGAUGAUGUUCCUCAAAAGAAAGUCGUUGGAAAAAUUUUAAUUACUUGCACAGAAAAAUAUGAUCCAAUUAUUGCAGCUAUUGAUGAGUCAAAAGAUAUAGAUAAGUUAACAGCUGGAGAAUUAAUGGGUUCACUAGAAGCAUAUUAA